GGGAGGCGGAGAGUGACGCGGUUUGCGUCUGGAGCGGCUCCUUGGAGUCCACAGCAUCCACCGCCGGAGCCUCGCCUUCCUUUCUCCCUCUGCAGACACAACGAGACACAAAAAGAGAGGCAACCCCUAGACCACUGCGAAGGACCCAUCUGCACCAUGACCGAGACCACCAAGACCCACGUUAUCUUGCUCGCCUGCGGCAGCUUCAAUCCCAUCACCAAAGGGCACAUUCAGAUGUUUGAAAGAGCCAGGGAUUAUCUGCACAAAACUGGAAGGUUUAUUGUGAUUGGCGGGAUUGUCUCCCCUGUCCACGACUCCUAUGGAAAACAGGGCCUCGUGUCAAGCCGGCACCGUCUCAUCAUGUGUCAGCUGGCCGUCCAGAAUUCUGAUUGGAUCAGGGUGGACCCUUGGGAGUGCUACCAGGACACCUGGCAGACGACCUGCAGCGUGUUGGAACACCACCGGGACCUCAUGAAGAGGGUGACUGGCUGCAUCCUCUCCAAUGUCAACACACCUUCCAUGACACCUGUGAUCGGACAGCCACAAAACGAGACCCCCCAGCCCAUUUACCAGAACAGCAACGUGGCCACCAAGCCCACUGCAGCCAAGAUCUUGGGGAAGGUGGGAGAAAGCCUCAGCCGGAUCUGCUGUGUCCGCCCGCCGGUGGAGCGUUUCACCUUUGUAGAUGAGAAUGCCAAUCUGGGCACGGUGAUGCGGUAUGAAGAGAUUGAGCUGCGGAUCCUGCUGCUGUGUGGUAGUGACCUGCUGGAGUCCUUCUGCAUCCCAGGGCUCUGGAACGAGGCAGAUAUGGAGGUGAUUGUUGGUGACUUUGGGAUUGUGGUGGUGCCCCGGGAUGCAGCCGACACAGACCGAAUCAUGAAUCACUCCUCAAUACUCCGCAAAUACAAAAACAACAUCAUGGUGGUGAAGGAUGACGUCAACCAUCCCAUGUCUGUUGUCAGCUCAACCAAGAGCAGGCUGGCCCUGCAGCAUGGGGACGGCCAUGUUGUGGAUUACCUGUCCCAGCCGGUCAUCGACUACAUCCUCAAAAGCCAGCUGUACAUCAAUGCCUCCGGCUAGCAGCUACACAGUGCUCGGCUCCACUCUCCCCUCGUCCUCCGGCAACACAAUGGCCCCUCCAUCUUUGUCAGCCCCCUGUUUCUCUCCUGCCUCUCUGUUUCUCCAUCUCCUCGUCUUGACUGUUUUCCCUACUUGCUGACUUAACCCCCCAUAGUGUGGGGGACCUGCAGAGAACCAUGGCAUUCCCUAUUCCACAGUCAUCUUUGGACAGACUUUCCUCUAGUCUCCGGGUUGGGGGUGGGUGAGGGAAUGGGGUGGGAGUCGGGGGAAGUGCAGUCCUUGGAGAUGUACUGGUGUCCGUCUCCCAGCAUGCUCUAGAGAGGCAGCUCUGGUGCCCAUCCUCCCAGCAUGCUCUGGGGAGGCGGCUCUGGUGCCCAUCCUCCCAGCAUGCUCUAGAGAGGCGGCUCUGGUGCCCCUCCUCCCAGCAUGCUCUGGGGAGGCGGCUCUGGCUCUCGCCUUCCCAGCAUGCCCUUUACUACAAAGGGCUAUUUUUCUUUUCUUUUAUUUAUUUAUUUUUCUUUGUUCACUCCCUGUAGAACUUGGAUGAAAUCAGUGUCCAUGGUUCUUUAUGUUUGUAGUCUUGAUGUGCUCCUGUGGUAUUACUUCCCCUCUGAUAGGACAUUGUAGCCAGCCUCAGCACUCAGUGAGUUCAUCAGGGCCACACCCAGUAGAGAAGGCCAAGCAACCUCCACUUCUUCAGCACCACACACACGCACACACACACACACACGCACACAUGCGUGUGCACCCACGCACGCACAUACACACACACAUAUAGCAGUAGCAGCAGCAGCAGCAGCAGCAACCUUUGAUCAGGAGUGAGAUUUUCGGGUUCUGAAACCUGGGACACGAGUCUGGGAAUAGUCGGUUUUCUCAGAAUAAUUUGAAUCUGUUUUCUUAGUUUCAAAUGACCAUUUCCCUGAUGCUCUGAGCUUAUGAUCACACAGAGCCAGUCCAUCCUCAUUUCCUGGUGGCAUCUGUUCAUUUACUUAUGUGGACUGUAGCUGAUGGCACAGUGCGGGUUCCCUACCAGCCAGGGGUUUCCAAGGGACCUUUGGAGGCCAUGCUUAGACACAUUCCUGUACCUGAGAACAACCACAUAGGCAGGACCAGAUCCACAUCGUGCAGUCGUGUCAUAAAAAAACAAAACAAAACAAAAAAACGCUAGGAGUCCACUCAACCCUGGAGGUCUUUGCUAAUUGGAAUUAUGUAUUGUCUGUUGGGCUGGGAAAUGUCUCUUUCAUAUUGUAAGUCCAGGAUGAACUAGGAGAAAGCAAUUUGUUGCCCUGAUGAUAACUGAUGAUUUUCACCCUCUCUAGCUGAGGUAACUCAGACAGUGCAUGAGGUCAGUUUCUUCUUGAGAAGCAGUGCCUUGGUCUUGUUUCUGUGGUUGGUUCUAGCCCCUGCAGAGCCUGGGAGCUGCAGGAACUGUCUGAGAAAAUCUCCCUAAUAGGGGAGUGGGUUCCCAGAAGGGAGAUCUGGGAGGGGUCAGGAGCCACUAAGUUGUUUCACUCCUUUUUUCUCUAAUUUUCUACCUUCCUCUCUGUUCCUGCAGACAGUUCUGCCAGCUUUGCUUCUGGUUACUAGGGUCUCAUGCGUGUCCUGCUUGGAGAGCCAUAAGGAAAUUGCUGUCUUGUGCUUUGUGUCUCUCAUCCAGUCUCUGGCUCUUGGGAUUCUGGUCUUUGAGAAAUAGUCCCUGAGUAUUAGGAUACUUUUAUCAAAAUCUAGUACAAGCUACGGCCAGAAGGGGCCAGGUGGGACCUGAAAGCAAAGACAAUGUUCUUUACCACACGUUUCACAUCUGCAACAUCCUUCAAUUGUGGGAAAAGGAACUUGAUUUAACAGAAGAACAUGGUAGAGCAGCAUCCAGAAAGUCUGUUAUUCCUCUUGGAUUUUUUGAAAUAAUCUUCAGAGGAAGGAAGGAAAAUCCUAUUUUGGGGUAUCAGUGUUUGACUAGGGAUCAUGAAAUAAUAAACUGAAAAAAACUUUAGAGUUCAGUUGAUCCAACACUUUCCUUUAAAAGUUGAGGGAGCAGAGGCCCAUGGGAUUAAAUGGCUGGUCCAGGUCAGCCAGCAGGUGUAGGGCCUGACAAGAAGAUAUUGUUUCCCUGACCCCUAGGCCGUCACACCACACCCUCCAUUUCCUCAUGUUGCUGACCAGGUGCCCAUAUGAUUUCUACACUUCCCAAGCCUUACCCUGGCAUCUUUCUUUUAAAUUAUAUCUGUCCCAGGUGCUCUCCACACAUAGGAUGGUAAUGCCAGUCCCAGGGGAGGGUGUGAUAGUAAGGAAGGCCACUGUUAGGUUUCCUUUAGAAAUAAAGAGAUCUCAGCAGCUUGGAAGAAAUCCCAGAAGCGGACUCCAUCAAUCCAAGAAAGAGUUGCUUUGUGGAAGGUGAAGGAAGACCCACAGAGUGCUCAGGAUGAUGCUAUUGCUGGAGAGCGAAAGAUGGAACAGCCUUGUCCAGGCAGAACAGUCAUAAGCCAGGAAAUGAAACAAAGGAAAACAGGUGCCUGAAUUUCCUGGGGAAACAUGGCUUGUUUAAGGACUUGGAGUUAUGGAUGGAAUUUAUGGGACCCACGUGAGCAGACCUGAGGAAGGCUCGAUUUCUUUUGUUUCUUGGUCCACUCUGUCACUCUGCUCUGGUCAAGCCCCAUUUGGUCUACAGCCCAUGAGAAGGAAUGAGGCUGAUUCUGCACCCUCAGCAUGCAGUCCGAAAGCAUGUGGGAGUGGGGAGGGAAAGUGAGAUGAAUUAAGACAAAGAACAGGUGCCAUAGAAGUAGAUUUCUAGGAAUGAAGUGGGGCAGAUCUUAUCUUUGUGGAUUACAGGCACUGUACUAAAAACAGGUUUCCUAUUUAAUAUAAGAAGAAAGUGAAUCUUCUUUUGGAUAGAAUCAUCCAUUCCCAUCGCCGCACCCCCUACCCCCCCCCCCCCCACACACACACGCCCUACUCUUCAUUUGCUAGGGGAAGGUCACAGCACAACUAAAUCCAGGACAGGACAUUGUGACCAUGACCCAGCCACAGUCAAUACCAGAAAGAUGAUUCAGAGUCUGAAGUGGUGCCCCAGGUGCCAACAGGAUAACCUCUACCCCCCGACUUUGUCUCUGGGGUCCUGUUCCUUCCUGCAAAGCCCAAUCCAAGACUGGCAUGGCUCAGAGGUUGUGAGAAAGGCAUGGACUGGAACAAUCAUGUCCAGAGGGGUCUGGAGCUUUGUUUCCUGUCCACCAGCAAAAAAUGUCUCUCCCAUUUUUCUGAAAGUGGCUGAUG
Pan troglodytes (chimpanzee) is the source of this 4347-nucleotide messenger RNA. It is a transcript of the gene NMNAT2, whose product is annotated as nicotinamide nucleotide adenylyltransferase 2. The transcript has 11 exons. The record is from RefSeq and is a predicted model, not a curated record. Gene Ontology annotation, biological process: NAD+ biosynthetic process. Gene Ontology annotation, molecular function: nicotinamide-nucleotide adenylyltransferase activity; nicotinate-nucleotide adenylyltransferase activity. Bases 157 to 1080 code for a protein of 307 amino acids. Gene Ontology annotation, cellular component: Golgi apparatus. NCBI's taxonomy places the organism in Eukaryota, Metazoa, Chordata, Mammalia, Primates, Hominidae.